This is a messenger RNA of Miscanthus lutarioriparius, 1440 nucleotides long. Lineage: Eukaryota; Viridiplantae; Streptophyta; Magnoliopsida; Poales; Poaceae. The record is from the annotation of a GenBank genome assembly.
AUGGGUUCCUCCACGUCUAGUGCUCUCGUGCUAGCAGCAGCGGUACUCCUAGCACUGACCUUAGCCCAGCAUGGCUCCCUCGCCGCAACCGUCGGACCCAGGGUCAUCGUCGUCGGCGCCGGCAUGUCCGGGAUCUCGGCGGCGAAGAGGCUGUCGGACGCCGGGAUAACCGACCUGCUGAUCCUGGAAGCGACGGACCACAUCGGCGGCCGGAUGCACAAGAAGAACUUCGCCGGCAUCAACGUCGAGGUUGGCGCCAACUGGGUGGAGGGCGUGAACGGCGGCAAGAUGAGCCCCAUCUGGCCCAUCGUCAACUCCACGCUCAAGCUCCGGAACUUCCGCUCCGACUUUGAUUACCUCGCCCAGAACGUCUACAAGGAGGACGGUGGCCUCUACGAUGAAGAUUAUGUUCAGAAGAGAAUUGACCGAGCGGAUGGUGUGGAAGAGCUCGGGGAGAAACUCUCUGGCACUUUGCACGCCAGUGGCAGGGACGACAUGUCUAUCCUUGCAAUGCAGCGCCUCAACGAUCACCAGCCGAACGGGCCGGCGACGCCGGUGGACAUGGUGGUAGACUACUACAAGUUCGACUACGAGUUCGCGGAGCCGCCGCGGGUGACCAGCCUGCAGAACGUCGUCCCUCUCUCGACCUUCAGCCACUUCGGCGACGACUUCCUCAAGACCGACAGGUCUGGAAAGAUCGUCGACCCGCGGCUGCAGCUCAACAAGGUGGUGCGAGAGAUCAGCUAUUCCCCGGGUGGCGUCACCGUGAAGACGGAGGACAACUCGGUGAAAAGGGCAGACUAUGUUAUGGUUUCUGCAAGCCUGGGUGUCCUGCAAUCCGCUCUCAUUCAGUUCAAGCCGCAGCUACCUGCAUGGAAGGUUACGGCGAUCUACCAAUUCGACAUGGCCGUGUACACCAAGAUCUUCCUUAAGUUCCCCAAGAAGUUCUGGCCUGAAGGGAAAGGGAGAGAGUUCUUCCUCUACGCGAGCAGCAGGAGAGGUUACUAUGGAGUGUGGCAGGAGUUUGAGAAGCAGUAUCCUGGUGCCAACGUCCUCCUUGUCACCGUGACCGACGAGGAGUCGAGGCGUAUUGAGCAGCAGUCGGACAACCAGACCAAGGCAGAGAUCAUGCAAGUGCUGAGGAAGAUGUUCCCCGGCAAGGACGUCCCGGAUGCCACCGACAUCCUUGUCCCGAGAUGGUGGUCUGACAGGUUCUACAAGGGCACCUUCUCCAAUUGGCCAAUUGGUGUCAACCGCUACGAAUACGACCAGCUUAGGGCACCGGUUGGAAGGGUAUACUUCACCGGUGAGCAUACCAGCGAGCACUACAAUGGCUAUGUCCAUGGCGCUUAUCUUUCAGGUAUCGACUCUGCUGAAAUUCUCAUCAACUGCGCCCAGAAAAAGAUGUGCAAGUACCAUGUCCAGGGCAAGUAUGACUAG